Messenger RNA from Formica exsecta, 1584 nucleotides. Its product is annotated as another transcription unit protein-like. Gene Ontology annotation, biological process: transcription elongation by RNA polymerase II; positive regulation of transcription elongation by RNA polymerase II. Gene Ontology annotation, molecular function: RNA polymerase II C-terminal domain phosphoserine binding. The record is from RefSeq and is a predicted model, not a curated record. The transcript has 4 exons. Gene Ontology annotation, cellular component: Cdc73/Paf1 complex; nucleus. NCBI's taxonomy places the organism in Eukaryota, Metazoa, Arthropoda, Insecta, Hymenoptera, Formicidae. The coding region runs from base 74 to 1348 and encodes 424 amino acids.
CACCCUCAGUCUUCUCUCUGGUCUUACGAAAAACGGCAGCGUGGCGACUUUCAGUUUUCUCUCUGUUUGUACUAUGUCUAAUGUUAUGGAAUUUUCUUCUUGCUUACAUCAAAGUCCAAAAUCUGACAAGAGCGAUGAAGAACGAUCAAAAGUUAAACGACAAAACAGUGGUUCUGCUUCUGAAUCAGAUACAGAAAGAACUGUUAAACGAAUUAAAACGAUAAUAAACUCAGAUUCUGAAAACGAGACGGCAGAUAAAGAGAACAGCGUUGCUCCAACCGCGGACGCAUUAUUCGGUGAUGCAAGUGACAUUAGUACGGACGACGAGAAGGACAAGAAGGAAGAAGAGAAAGAGAAUGAACGGAGCCGUAGUCGGAGUAGGAGUAGAAGCAAAAGUCGUAGCAGAAGUAGAAGUAGCAGUAGCAGCAGCAGUAGAAGUCAUAGUCGUGGCAGAUCCGACAGCGGUGGGGAAGGUCCGAGUCAUCGCGCCAUCAUCGAAGAUGAAAAAGAUAAAGACAAAGAAGAAGAACCAGAACUGCCUCCAGAAACUAGAAUCGAUGUAGAAAUUCCGAAAAUUACUACUGAUCUUGGACGUGAAAUUCACUUUGUAAAGUUGCCGAAUUUCUUGUCCGUUGAAACAAGGCCGUUUGAUCACGACAUCUAUGAGGAUGAAAUCGACGAGGAAGAAACUCUGGACGAGGAAGGACGAGCGCGAUUGAAGCUCAAAGUUGAAAAUACAUUGAGAUGGAAAGAAACGUUUAACGACGAUGGCAAAGUAGUGAAAGAGAGCAAUGCGAGAUUCAUCAAGUGGUCGGACGGUAGCAUGUCGUUGCAUCUGGGUUCGGAAAUCUUCGACGUAUACAAACAGCCUUUACAAGGCGAUCAUAACCAUCUUUACAUUCGCCAAGGUACCGGUUUACAAGGCCAAGCGGUGUUUAGAACAAAAUUAACUUUCCGACCGCACUCUACCGAAUCAUUCACGCACAGGAAGAUGACUAUGUCUCUAGCUGAUAGAUCGCAAAAGACUUCUGGCAUCAAAGUUCUUUCUCAAGUGGGAAUGAAUCCAGAUCAGAACAGAUAUGAGAUGAUAAAGAAAGAAGAGGAAAAACUACAUAUGGCUACACGAGUCCAAAACAAAACGAAGAAGAGUACUAGUGGUAUCAGGAAUGCUAACCGUACUGUAGGAGCAUAUGGUGGCAACGCUUAUCAUGAUAAUGCUUCUGAUGAUGAGGGUGCAAUUUCAUUGGCAGCCAUAAAAAAUAAGUAUAAAAAGGGAAUCGCAGCAAUUCCUUCUAAAGAUUGGAAUUCAUGCCUAUACAAUCAUAAUGAACACAUCUCUGGCUGGUAGAACAAUUCCGUCCACACAUACCUCUCUUAGAGGUAAAAGAAAACGCACUUUAUUGGAAGAAAGUGAAGAACGCAGCAAUAGUGAUUACAGCAUUACAAACACUGCUAAGGGUGAUGUAGAAUUUGUAGAAGUGGAUCUCCAAGGACAAAUUGUGGAACUCACCACCCAUACAGCAUGAAAUAUUUUUAAAGUAUUUUAAAAAUAUUUUUUAGGAAGUUUAAAAUAAUUCACGAAAA